Messenger RNA from Racocetra fulgida, 333 nucleotides. The record is from the annotation of a GenBank genome assembly. Lineage: Eukaryota; Fungi; Glomeromycota; Glomeromycetes; Diversisporales; Gigasporaceae.
AUGGUAACAGUAGUGGUAGGUGCAGGUAAGAAAGGUGUAAUUUUAGUAGCAGCGUUGGAUGAUAUAGGUGCAGGUGUGGAAGUCGUAAUGGUCGAUAUAGGUGGAAGUGUGAUAUCGGUAGUAAUGGAUGUAGGUGUAGCUGCAGAAGUCGUAAUAUCAGUAGUAAUGGAUUGUGGUUCAGAUGUGGAAGUUGUGAUAUUAGUAGUAAUGGAUGUAGGUAUAGCUGCAGAAAUCAUAAUAUCAGUAGUAGUAGAUUGUGGUUCAGAUGUGAAAGUUGUAAUAUUGGUAAUAAUGGAUGUAGGUGUAGGAGCAGAAGUUGUUAUAUUGGUAGUA